AAAGACAAUUGAAAAGUAAUAAAGCUGAAGAUAGAAUAAAUAAUGAAUAUCUAAUUGGACAGCCAAAAGGAGCACUCACUAUUCUUGAUGAAUAUGAUAAAUUUAAUAUUGCAUUACUAUAA
Racocetra persica is the source of this 122-nucleotide messenger RNA. The record is from the annotation of a GenBank genome assembly. NCBI's taxonomy places the organism in Eukaryota, Fungi, Glomeromycota, Glomeromycetes, Diversisporales, Gigasporaceae.